AUGAGUGGAAUAUCAAUAAGUUUAAAAUCAAAUAAUAAGGUAAAGAAAAAACAAAGCGCCAAGAAGAAGAAAGGCAGUUUAUUUGGUACCGAUGAGAAUGACGGAAAGGUGAAAGAUCAUAAGAUCACAGAACUUGAAGAUUCUGAAUCACAAAAUGAUAAGGUGAGGGCGAUUACACCCCCUGAGCCUCUUCGAAGUGCACUAUUCCCGACUAAAAAACCCAGCAAUCAUCAAACGGAGAAUGAUCCUAGUACACAGAUAUAUCUUAAUUCACUCCCAAGACAUAAAAUGCCGGAGAAAACUGAAGAAGAAGAAUAUGAAGAAGUUCCGGUAGAAGGUUUCGGAGCCGCCCUACUCCGAGGUAUGGGAUGGGAUCCAUCAGAAGAAAACAAUGACGAUCUAAAAAAGCCGAACCUACCGCAUGAAAAGCCACGACCUGAACUUGUGGGAAUCGGUGCUAAGGUAACUACUUCUAAUAAUUCCCUAAAGGAUAAUAACUUUAUGCCCAUUAUAAAGGUAAAAAAGAACCCAUGA
This is a messenger RNA of Kluyveromyces marxianus DMKU3-1042, 534 nucleotides long. RefSeq names its product spliceosome ATPase-activating subunit SPP2 (gene SPP2). The transcript has a single exon. Bases 1 to 534 code for a protein of 177 amino acids. Gene Ontology annotation, biological process: mRNA splicing, via spliceosome. The record is from RefSeq and is a predicted model, not a curated record. Lineage: Eukaryota; Fungi; Ascomycota; Saccharomycetes; Saccharomycetales; Saccharomycetaceae. Gene Ontology annotation, cellular component: spliceosomal complex.